GCGCCCAAGCCGCCCAUUCCGGUGGCCGCCCCGCCGCCCAUCCCCGCCGCCUCUGGCCGAGAGCCGCCCGCCGCAGGCUGCUGGUUGGGGAGGGCGGGGGGGGGUCCCUGAGCCCGCCCCGUCGCCCUUUCAACCCCGCGACGUCGAGCAGCGGAAGCAGCCGCUGGAGGAGGCGGGCGCGCGGCGGCAGAUGGGCCGGCGAGGCUGCCGGCGGCUCCCCGCGUCCUCCGGCUUGCGGGGAGAUGGCCGCGGAGAGCGCCUCCCAGAUCCCAGUGGUGUUUGAGGACGUGGCCGUCUACUUCUCCCCAGAGGAGUGGGCCCAGCUGGCCGAGUGGCAGAAGGAGCUUUACCAGGAUGUCAUGGAGGACACCUUUGAGCUGGUGGCCUCCCUGGGGUCUGUGCCUCCCCCCAAACCGGCACUCCUAUGCAAGAUGGAGCAAGGGGAGGAGCCGUGCGUGGUGGAUCCCCCCCCCAGCAGCAGCAGCAGCAGAGCGGAGGAGAGAGAAGCCUGUGGGGGCCCCAGUCCUGCAGACUGGGGCGGGAGCGUCCAGCCGCAGGUGAUCAAGGAGGAGGCGGUGGCCCCUGGGUCCUGGAGCCCCACCGCCUUCCCCGAGGGGCGCGUCCCGGGGCCAGACUUCCGCUCCCUUGAAAGGUGCCCCAGCUGGUGUGAGGUGAAGCUGACGGACCUGAGGAGCGUCCUGCAGGGCCCCUCGUGGGCGGGCGGGGGCUCCUUGGAGCCCGGGACCGUGAGCUGCGAGGAGCUGCUGAUCUGCACCGAGUGCGGGGAGACCUUCGAGGAGAUCGAGGCCCUGAGCGGCCACCAGGCCCGUCUCCAUGCCGGGGAGCCGGGGAAAGGCCCCUUGGUCUGCCCGGCCUGCGGGAAGUGCUUCCGCUCCCGCCUCAACCUCCUGGCCCACAAGAAGCACCGCGGCAAGAGCCGGCACAGCUGCAGCCGGUGCCCCGCCGUCUGCUGCCUCAGGGGGGACCUGCUCCGCCACCGGGCGGCCCACACGGCCAAGGGGGGCCACCCUUGCGGGCUCUGUGGGCUGGUCUUCCAGCACAGGGGGCAGCUGCUGGCCCACAAGGGCGAGCACGGCGGGGGUCCGGCCCACCAGUGCCCCAUCUGCAGCGCGGCCUUGGGCAGCCCGGCGGAGCUGCGGGAGCACCGGGCGGCCCACCAGGAGGAGCGGCCCUUUGCCUGCCGCCAGUGCGGGGAGCGCUUCAGCUGGAAGGAGAGCCUCCAGGUCCACCAGGGGCUGCGGCACGCCCAGGAGCGGGGCUACUCCUGCCCCACCUGCCAGAGGAGCUUCAGCCGCCGGGGCAACCUCCUGGCCCACCAGCGGCUGCACACGGGCGAGCUGUCCUUCGCCUGCCCCGAGUGCGAGCGCAGCUUCCCCACCAAGGCCAGCCUCAUGGCUCACCGCCGGCUGCACCUCCGCGCCCGGCCCUCGGCCUGCCAGCACUGCGGCCGCGGCUUCCGCUCCCAGGAGAAGCUUCGCCAGCACCAGGCCUCCCACGGCGGCAGCGGAGAGCAGCAGCUCAAGCAGGAGGUCAAGCAGGAAGCCGGGGAGCAACAGCCGGCCAGGGCCCCCCUCCUGGCUUUCGCCCCCCUUGUCGACAGCCAGCCGCCCCCCUGCUUGGUGGAGGCCCUGCGGCGGGCGCAGCAGCAGCAGCAGCAGCACCGGGGCCAGGGCUUGGUGUGCCCCCCCCCCCGCCUCCAGCCCGCCGCCCUGGAGAGCCCGGCCAGAGAAAGCCCCCCCACCCCACCCCGCCACCAACAGCCAGCUGCCCUUGAGGGCCUGGGUCUGCCGGUCUCAGUGAAGCGGGCAACGCAGCCGCUCCUGGCCCAUUCCAAGGCCUGGCGUUUGGGUGCUGCUGCUGCAGAGAAGCUGCCCUCGUCCUUCGCCUCCUUGGGCCGUCCUCCUGCCGUGCUUCCGCCUGCAUUAUGUCCUGGCACACGAGAGAGCCUGCUGCCGCCGCUGCCGCCCCCCCAGUGGCCAGGGCCACCUCGGCUUGCCAUGCGUAGGGCUGCCGGGGCGCCAGAGAGGCCCCCGAGCUCUCGCCAGCUGGCCCUGCCUGGUUCCCCCCCAGCUGGGAGAGAGGAUAUUCUGAGCCCCGCCAGAGAGGAAAGCACCUUGUCAGGUGAGCGGGGUUCUGCCUCGCUGGGCAAGCGGCAGCCCUCUGGAUGCUUACGAGGGAGCAAGCGCCCCAGAGGCAGCGAGGGGUCUGCUUCUGCGCUGGGCCUCGCUGCAGACGCCCUGUCCGUGGGGCCUGGCUCCGGGGACCUGGCCUUGGCUGCAGGCGGCCGCUUUCCGUCCGGCUGGGCUGCCCCCGACCACCAGGUUGUGGUGAAAGUGGAGCCCGAGGAGGAGCUCUCCAUUGGCUGUCCAGAGGGCCCAGAGGGGGAGAGGGAGACGCCCCCUCGCCCCCCAGCAGGCGUGAAGCGGGAGGUGGUGAUUAAGACGGAGCCGGAGGAUGAUUCGUACGAGGAAGGGCCCUGGGAUUUCAGCGAUGGAGAAUCCAGCCGUGACACGGACUCCUCUGACAUCAGACCCGACGUUAUUGUGAAGAUGGAGCCGGAAGAUGACGAAGGCUUUGGCUGCCCCCCAGACCGAGUGGCAGCUCCCGGCAGCCUCUGGGCAGGAGGUGGCCCCGCUGAGCCAGAUGUGCGGAGGAGCACCACAGAGACUGACGGUGGCAAAACAGGCCCGGCAGGGUUGCAGAAGCGGGUGGGGGCUGCCCCCGCUCCGAGUCCCCCCAGGAGCAGUGCAGACCAGUGGCCACAGGCCAGCCAGGAGAGCAGCCCAGGCACCCAGAAAGCUCCAGCACCGAUGCUGGGAAGGAAGCUGCCUCCUCUGGGGCCGGCUGGGGCCUCUGGGGAGAAGGCGCCCCCAGCAGCCGGCGAGCCCACCAAGCGCCCCAAGAGCCAGCCGGCCGAGCGGCCUUUUGCCUGCAGCGUGUGUGGGAAGCGGUUCCAGCACCGGGGCAACCUGAUCACCCACCUGCGGGUGCACACGGGGGAGAAGCCCUUCCCCUGCACGGAGUGCGGCAAGAGCUUCAGCCAGAAGGGGGACCUGAUGCGCCACCUGCGCAUCCACACGGGGGAGAAGCCCUUCGAGUGCACGGUCUGCGGGAAGAGCUUCUGCUCCAAGCAGACCUUCAUCCUCCACCAGCGCAUCCACACGGGGGAGAAGCCCUACUCGUGCGAGGAGUGCGGCGAAGCCUUCAACCGCAAGGCCAACUUCAUCACCCACCAGAAGAUCCACCGGGGCGAGCGGCCCUUUGUCUGUGGCGAGUGCGGGAAGGGCUUCUGCGCCAAGAAGACCUUCAUCCUCCACCAGAAGAUCCACGUGGGCGACCGGCCCUUUGGCUGCUCGGAGUGCGGCAAGAGCUUCAGCCGGAACGGGGACCUCACCCGGCACCAGCGCAUCCACACCGGGGAGCGCCCCUUCGCCUGCUCCGACUGCGGGAAGUGCUUCAGCCACAAUGGGGAGCUGAUCAAGCACCAGCGUAUCCACACCGGGGAGAAGCCCUUCACCUGCCUGGAGUGCGGCAAGAGCUUCAACCGCAAGGGCACCCUCAUCACCCACCAGCGCAUCCACACCGGGGAGCGGCCCUUUGUCUGUGGCGAGUGCGGCAAGACCUUCAACCUGAAGACCACCCUGAUGAAGCACCAGCGCAUCCACACGGGCGAGCGCCCCUUCUCCUGCCUGGAGUGCGGCAAGAGCUUCAAGUACAAAGGGAACCUGCGGACGCACCACCUGACCCACACCGUGGAGCGGGUCUACCCCUGCACCGAGUGCGGGGCCAUCUUCAACCAGAGGAAGGAGCUGAAGGCCCACCAGGCGGCCCAUGCCGACGACCGCCUGCUGCCCUGCUACCGGGACGAUGACGACGGCGAGAACGUGAACCCCUUCCUCCAGAUGCACCCCCUCCUGCUGCCCUGCUCCCCCCUGCAGGUGCCCCUGGAAACCCUGAGCAAGCUGAAGCAGGAGGCCGGCUACCAGGAGCUGGACCUCGGCGGGGCUGGUCCUUAGCGUGGGGAGCCUCAGGGAGGCUCCUCUUCUCCCUGGCCCGCUGGGCCAGACGGACCUCCUGGGGAUGGGGAGCAGGCCGGCUGGGGGAAGACAGACACAGCGGCGCUUGCGCACACCAAGGACUCUGGCUGGUCUCGCAGCAGGAGAGACAUCUCCGCGACCCAGAUCUUGGCUCUGAAGCGCAAAUGUGUGGACUGUGGCCCUGUGCUUGGAGGAAGCCGCUGCUGCCGUUGGCCUGGCCCCAGUGGACUGCCGCGUUUCCCCUGGUGGUCUCGCUACUCUAACAAGCCGGAGCUGCUGUGUCUCCUUGUGGGGUAGUUUAGCACUUACCCAGUGGGGGAGCCAGAGCUGGAGGGGUCCUUGCGAAGGCCACUGGUUUUCAAGGGGGUGGGGGGGGAGGGAGAAAGGGUGACCCCACUUCGAGGCCAGAGGACGUUCGAACGAACUCAGGCAGCAGCCAAGGCGGGAUGAUUCAGCUGGGCAAAGCUUUAAAGCUGAAAAUGAGAUGUUAGUGCAUCAGAGGAGAGGAGAGAAAAGACCAGUGUAGGGACUGAGUGGCUGAAACGUCGAUCUGUAGGUGCAGCAGAAAACGAAAAGGAGGGUGUCCAGCCAAGCGGCCCAGUGACCGGAAAUGUAGUGCAGAUAUCGAUCCGAAACCAACUUCCCUCCUAGCACAACAUGGAAGGUGAACUGGCCGCCAAUAAACCUACAGUGACUCCGCAGCAAAGGAUGUGGUCUCUGAGUUCGGGCAAGAGGCAGAGGGGACCUGCUGCUGGCCCAGGGGGUGCCGCGUCGGGCAGAGGGGGAUCCCUGGCCACUGGACUUGGGUUGGUUCUGGGGAGGCUCCAGGUGUCGCCCCCUGAGAGCUGGGUGUCAACAAAGACCAGAACUGAGCGUCCAGGGGAGUUCAGGGCGCAGGGAGCCGGGGUGGCCCAGAGCCGAAUCCGCUUUCAGAAUCGGACUGGAAGGGCCAGCAGAGAAUCUCUCUCUCUGGCCCAGGGCUGUUCUGGUUUUGCAGUGUCUCCUCCGUGGCUGUUCAGUUGAGGCUUCCCUCGCUGUCCGCACGGACCUUAAAAGGUGGGGGGGGGGGGAGCGAGCUCUCUGGUGAAAGGCAAGCGCUUGUUUCUUCCCCAUGUCAGCGAUGGAGCUCUCUGGGUGGGCCCCGAGCAAAGCUGACCGGCUUGUCCCAAGCUUUGUGGCUUCUUUAUGAAGCAGAAGGCCCGCCUUCUUUUUCUGCCAGGUGGGUGAAUCUGCUCGCGAGCCCCUCUCCCUCCACCCAUGUGGCAGCGAGCUCCAAAGCGCCUCCCCGCCCUCCCACUGAGAGCCGGAAGAGGCGGGUGCCACCAGCCACCUCGGCUGCAUGCGCCUGGAGAAGCCCCAUCGCGGCCUCUGUGCGUGUGGCGGUGAUGGGCCAAGCAUUGGAUUCAGCAACAGCCUCUGCUUUCACUUUUAAGAAAGAUUUGGAGGUAGCGUAGCAGAGUGGUUAAUCCCUGGUUGGGGUCUUGCCUCUGCCACGGACUCCCUGGGUGCCCUCGGUCCCUCCCACCUCCGCAUCCAUCCUAGGGAGAGAAUCCUACCUUGCAGGGUUAUCUUGAGGAGGGCGAGGCAAUGCAAGGCACACGAAAAAGGUCUCUGAGUACUCAGCGGUUAUGCACCUGUGAAACCUGCUCAACAGGUGCAUUUCUAGCCACGCAGGCUUGAAGCGGGAGCAAAAGCCGGAGGCCAGCAGGAUUCCCAGGCGGGAGCAGCCAGCCGCCAUGGCCUCGCUCUGUGUCUUAGCAGACCUGAAUAAACGGAGCGGAUGUGUUUGCCCGUCACAGAUUGGGGUGUAUGUAGUCUUGCUCCCCGAGGAGCUGCCGGGGAGUACACCUGGCCUUGUGGCAGUGAGCAGGAGAUUGUCCCCUUUGCCAAGCAGGGUCUGCCUUGGUUUGCCCUUGAAUGGGAGACUGCGUGUGUGAGCCCUGGAAGAGGGUCCCCGCAGGGGAUAAGGGGGAAUUGCCCCUGCCUGCUUGCCUGCGGAAGGUUCCCAGUCCCCUCCCUGGGGGCAUCUCCAAGAUUGGGUUGGGAGAGACCUGGAGAAGCCGCUGCCAGUCUGUGAAGACAAUCCUGAGUGAGAUGGGCUGCUCUGGCUCGGUAUAAGGCAGCUUCCUAGGUUCCUAUGUAAGGCCCCCACCCAGGAACGGCUUCUGCUCAGGGGCAGAGCACAGGCAGAAGGCCUGUGGUAGAGAGCCAGCGUGGUGUAGCGGCUAGAGUGCUGGACUAGGACCGGGGAGACCCGAGUUCAAAUCCCCAUUCAGCCUUGUGGGACUUGCUGGGUAACUCUGGGCCAGUCACUUCUCUCUCAGCCAAACCUACUUCACAGGGUUGUUGUGAGGAGAAACUCAAGGAUGUAGUACACCGCUCUGGGCUCCCAUGACCGGGUGGGUGAGUGGGGGGGCAGGUGUCCAAGGGUGCUGUGACCCUGGCUGGCUUUGAAAUGGUGAAAGGCUUCUCGGGGGUGGGGGGGCUGCAGCCUGCCUGCCCUGAGAGCCCCCUGGAGGCAGCUGGCCCCGCUGGACCCCAACAAGGCUGCUCCCCUUCCUUGCCUCGCCUCGCAGGGGGGAUCCCAGGUGAGGCAGGGGGCCCCCUCCGAGGCCAGGGAGGAGAGGGCCGGAGGGGCUCCUGCAGCUAGCGGGGUGUGUGGGUGGGUGGGCAAGGUCUGUGCCGAGGGAGCCGGACGGGUGGGAGGGGUGGCCCGCCUGCUCCCCAGCAGCCCCUCCUCUUCAGAGACCUGCCCUGCCCAAGCCCGUCUCCAGCUCCUGGGCUGAUCCUUGGCAGCAGUCAAACGCCCGUUUAAAGCCGGCUGCCCAGCAACACAGUUUGCAAAGCUUUCCUGCAUACACGUUUUACGCUGCUGGCUAACAGAUGGGCCUCCUUCUCCACAUGCCUAGAACAUCAGGCUUUGCCUUGUGCUGAGCCAGGCCCUUCGGCCAUCCAGCUCACUAUGGCCUGCUCUGACUGGCAGCAGCAGCAGCUCCCCAGGGCCUCAGGUGAGGGUCCCCCCCCAAGCUUUCCUCAGGGGUUGCCAGGCAGGGGCUCUUUUAGCCCCUCUUCAAAAUAGGGAGUCCCAGAGGGAUAGAACCAAAUCUCUGAGUAGCUAUUGGCAGAACCUCCAUGUUCAGGAGCAGCCUGCCUCUGAAUGGCCAGUUGCUCUUGGACAAGACACAGGGCUGUUGUCUUCAAGCCUUGCUGGUGGGCUUUCCAGGACACUCUAUCGGGCCACUGCGGGAAGCAGGACAUUGGCCCAGAUGGACCCACCUUGGUCUGCUCCAGCAGCCAGACUUUUCUGUGAAUGGUCCUGCUGCAUUUGCAGGUCAUCAUGGAGCCUCAGGGCUCCAUAUUGUCUCCGAUGCUGUUUAACAUCUACAUGAAGCCACUGGGAGAGAUCACCAGGAGAUUUGGUGCGCCCAGAUCUAUUUCUCCAUGUCAUCCUCAUCGGGAGAAGGCAUGACCUCCCUAAAUGCCUGCCUGGAGGCGGUGAUGGGAUGGAUGAGGGAUAACAAGCAAUCCAGAUAAGAGGCACAGCGGGGAAAUGCUUGACUAAGAAGCAGAAGGUUACCGGUUCAAAUCCCCGCUGCUAGUACUAUACUGGGCAGCAGCGAUCUAGGAAGAUGCUGAAAGGCAUCAUCUCAGACUGCAUGGGAGACAGCAAUGGUCAACCCCUCCUGUAUUCUGCCAAAGAAAACCACAGGGCUCUGUGGGCGCCAGGGGUCAAAUUUGACAGCACACUUUACCUUUACCUUAUUGUGUGGCGUUUGAAUUCAGGAGAUGAUUUUGGUCUGCCAGUUCUGGAUGGGGUCCCACGGCCCUGGAAAGUACGCAGUCUGGGGGUGCUUCUGGAUCAGAGCUUCUCCCUGGUGUCUCAUGCUGAGGCCACGGCCAGAAGUGCCUCCCAUCAGCCUCGGCUGAUAUGCCAGCUGCGUCCGUUUCUUGAGAUAACCGACCUCAGAACAGUGCUACAUUUGCUGGUGAUCUCCAGACUGAGAUCUCCAGACUGAACUUCGGCAUUGCGCUCUGUGUGGGGCUGUGCUUGUGUGUAGUCUGGAAACUGCAGUUGGUCCAGAAGGCAGCAGCCAGGCUGGUCUCUGGGUUAUCUCUAGGGUUGUGCAAACAGGUUUGAGGUUGUUUUUUUUUACUUGCCUCCUUUGGGGGAGUUGUUGGAGGUGGCGGGGUGUGUGUGUCUGUGGAGGUUCCCCCUUCCCCGGCUGAGUUCCCUUUAUGUUGCCACCGGCCGUUCAGCCUUCCCCCUCCGGCGCGGUGGCCAUUUUGGAGGCCUGUGCAAUUGGGAGAGAGACCAUAUGACUCCUAUAUUGAAAGAGGUACACGGGCUGCAGAUAACAUUUCAGGGCAAAAUACAAAGUGCUGGUUAGAACCGAUAAAACCCCAAACAGCUUAGUCCUGGGUAUUUAGGAGAACGUCUUCUUCACCAUGAGCCCCAUCGCCCAACAAGCUCAUCUGGAGAAAUAUGUCUACGUUUGCCACUGGCUCGUUGGGCGUCUUCUUGGGGACGGGCUUUCUCUGUUGCUGCCCCUGGACUUUGGAAUGCGCUUCCUGCUGGGAAAUAAGAGCCUCCCCAUCGCUGGCAACUUCAAAAAAGGCUCUGAAGACACAUUUGUUCAGCCAGGCUUUUAAUUAGACUUAUAAUUGUAUUAGUGUUUAAUGUUGGGUUUUAAAUGAUUUUAAUGUUAA
Hemicordylus capensis (graceful crag lizard) is the source of this 8765-nucleotide messenger RNA. RefSeq names its product zinc finger protein 628-like. The coding region runs from base 243 to 4037 and encodes 1264 amino acids. The transcript is spliced from 13 exons. NCBI's taxonomy places the organism in Eukaryota, Metazoa, Chordata, Lepidosauria, Squamata, Cordylidae. Gene Ontology annotation, molecular function: DNA-binding transcription repressor activity, RNA polymerase II-specific. The record is from RefSeq and is a predicted model, not a curated record. Gene Ontology annotation, biological process: negative regulation of transcription by RNA polymerase II.